Molecule: messenger RNA, 9522 nt
Organism: Cryptotermes secundus
Lineage: Eukaryota; Metazoa; Arthropoda; Insecta; Blattodea; Kalotermitidae
Product: mucin-2-like
Exons: 3
Coding region: 1-9522 (3173 amino acids)
Source: RefSeq, a predicted model, not a curated record
AUGACUUAUAAGACUAUUACGGAUGUUUUGUCAGUGUUGCUAGUAGCGAGCUCCUGGAAUGUCAUCACAGUACAACAGGAGAAAGACUUUUCACCCAACACUUCAGAAACAUUUGUUACUUCGCCGGAAACAGAUGUCUCUCCCCUGUCAGUGUCAACAGGAGAUAAUCUCACAGAGCAACAAGCAACUGAAGCAGUAUCAGUCCAGGACAGAAGCGAAGAAACUUCCAUAUCACCUGUUCCACAUUCACCUGCUCAACUCCUGAACGAAACAGAAUCUCAGAAUCAAACGUCAUUUCCAGGCGAAGUAACGGAGAUCAUGACAACUGCACCAGAAACAAAAUCCGUUGAAGAUAACUCUUUAUUACUUCAUGGAUUCAACGGUCUCAACGCAACACGCGGCCAAAACAAAAGUAACGAAUCAGAGCCCGUUACCACACAAAUUGUACGGCCUGUCAGGAACAGCAAAAGUCAGGAAUUUUCAACGGAUAAUGGCCUUGAAUUUGUUCAACAAGAAUCCGCUACUAGACGAACAGCAGUAGUGGCAGGCACUCAAGCAACGGCUGCCUCAACAUUCACUCGACAGGGAUUAGCAAACAACUCAUCACAACCUGACUACGUCACAAGAGAAAUUACAAGUGCUGAAACAUCCAGUGUACUGGGCUUAACAGCCACAACACUACAAUCAGAACCAGUUACCAUAGCAGCCAUAAAUGAGACUACAGCUGACGAAAUGUCCUGUGGAAUCGGCUUAAAUACUUGGCCACAACAUGAACUGGUUCCCUCAAGAGCCAUCAGCAAAGACACAAGUGAAGGACAUAGCGUGUUAACAGCGAAAACACCACAACCACAAGACGUUCCGGCAGACAAAGGUGAAGCAACCUUCGCUGAAACAUCCACUGUAACGGAAAUGCUAAAUAAGAGACAACAAUCUGAGUCAGAUUCAACAGCGGUCAAAAGUGAGAUCAAAACUGAUGGAAAAUCAAGUGCACAGUGUGAACCGAUUCAGACAUCAUUCACAGGAGAAGCCAAGAAGAAUAAAGUAUACAUUUUGCCGGAAGUAAAUGGACCGAGUUCAGUAACAGUUAUAACUGAGGUCAGAACUGCUGAAACUUCCAGUAAACCCGAAUUAACAAACGAUGCUCAGCAUUCCGAAAUACUUUCUGAAACAACAGCAGUAAGUGAAACCAUAAUUUCUGAAAUAACCAGACCACCGGAAGUGAGUAGCAAUACACCACAACUAGAACCGGUUCAGAACAAAAUAACAAGUGAAAACAUAAAUCAUGAAAUAUCCAAUGGACCGGAAGUAAGAAAUACGACACAAGAAUUUGAAGCGGCGACAAGUAAAGCAACCAUUGCCAAAAUUUCAAGUCCAUCAGAAGCAUCUACCACGACAACACAACCUGAAAGUAUUCUAACAAAACGAAACUCUCAAGUUGCUAUUGAUGUUGCGUCCAGUAAAUGGGAAUUAACAAACAGCACAGCAUUAAACACAAGCGGGCCCACAUACAUUGAUACAGUCAUUAUACCGGAAUUAACAAACGUCUCACUAAAACUUGAAAGAGCUUCGACGUCUUACUUAAACUUAACAAAAAAUGUUGAAAAUAAGAGAGCAUCGAGAGCUACAAUCUCCACAACAGAACUUGAAAAAGCUACCAUAAAAAGCACAAGAGAGAUCACGGAUUCUAACAUACUCAUUUCACCAAAUCAAACAAAGAUCAUACAAAAGCAAUUAAGGGUUCAAGCAAGACCCAUACGUGAUACAACAAACGAAGCAAUAUCCAGUAUAAGAGGGAAAAGAAACGGUAUAAAAAAUAAUAAUUUCCUAGCAACAACAGAUAUAAGGGAAAUCAUAGCACCUGCAAUAUUCACUACACAAGAAUUAAUAAAUGCAACGGCACAAGAGGUCACUGCUCCAAAACAACUCGAAGUAAAAAACGCGAAAGCAGAUGUAUUCGGUUUCCCAAAAAUUACAAGUCAGUCAUUCAAAUCUGGACUGGAUAAAAGUGGCGUGCAGAUUGAGGUCACAAUUUCAGAAAAAUCCGGAGAACAGGAUUUAAAAAACGCAACACCAAAAUCUCUAUCAGCUCAGGCUGCACUCAAAAGAGAAAAUGAACACAAAGAAAAAUCCGGCAUACUACACAUACAAAAUACAUCUCAUCCAGGAACAUACACUAAAAUAAUUCUAAAUGAGAAUGCAACUGGAGAGGGGAUGAAUCUGCAACAACAAACAUCAACAACACAGCAUUAUGAACGACUACACAAAACGAAUAAAAAAACGAACAGAACUGAUGAGUUACACACCUUAUUAGAAACAACCCCCAAAAAAACACAAUCAGGAAAAAAACUUAUUGUUGAGACCACGACUGCUGAAGUACCCAGUCUACUGAAAAUAAAAUCUACAACACCACCAACUGAAGCAUUCAUUAUAAACCUACUAAAUGAGACCAAGAAUAUUGAGGGACUACAAUCACUGGAAUUAACAACUACCACACAACAACCUGAAUCAUUAACUACUACAUUAAUAAAUGAGACCACAAUUGCUGAGGUAUCCAGUCCACUGGAACUAACAACUACCAAACCACAAUCUGAAACAAUCAUUAUAAACUCAAUAAAUGAGACCACGAUUUCUGAGGUACCCAGUCUACUGGAAUUAACAACAACCACACCACAACCUGAAGCAUUCUCUAAAAACCUACUAACUGAGACCAAGAACAUUGAGGGAUUACAAUCAGCGGAAUUAGCAACAACCACACCACAACCUGAAUCAUUAACUACAAACUUAAUAAAUGAGACCACGAUUGCUGAGGUACCCAGUCUACAGGAAUUAACAACUACAACACCACAAUCUGAAGCAUUAACUACAAACUUAAUAAACGAGACCACAGUUACUGAGGUACUCAGUCAACUGGAAUUAACAACUAUCACACCACAACCUGAAGAACUAACUACAAACUCGAUAAAUGAGACCACAGUUACUGAGGUACUCAGUCAACUGGAAUUAACAACAAUCACACCACAACCUGAAGAACUAACUACAAACUCGAUAAAUGAGACCACAGUUACUGAGGUACUCAGUCAACUGGAAUUAACAACAAUCACACCACAACCUGAAGAACUAACUACAAACUCGAUAAAUGAGACCACGAUUGCUGAGGUACCCAGUCUACUGGAAUUAACAACUACAACACCACAACCUGAAGUAUUCACUACAAACCUAAUAACGGAGACCAAAACUACUGAGGUACUACAACCACUGAAAUUAACAUCAACCACACCACAAACUGAACAAUAUACUACACACUUAAAAACUGAGACCAUGACUGCUGAGGUACCCAGUAUACUGGAAUUAACAACUACAACACCACUACCUGAAGUAUUCACUAAACACUUCAUAAAUGAGACAAAAACUACUCAGGUACUAGAACCACUGGAAUUAACAACUACUAUAUCACAAACAGAAGCAUCCAGUACAAGAUUAAUAAAUGAGAACAAAACAACUGAUGUUCCAAGUCUCCUGGAAAUAACAACAACCACACCACAACCUGAAGCAUUCACUACAAACUUAAUAUAUGAGACCAUGACUGCUGAUGUACAAAGUCUAUUGGAAUCAACAAAUACCAGGCAACAACCUGAAGAAUUCACUACAAAAUUAAUAACUGAGACCAUUACUGCUGAGGUACCCAGUAUAAGGGAAUUAACAACUACCACACCACAAAGAGAAGCAUUCUCUAAAAACCUAAUAACUGAGACCAAAACUACUGAGGUAUUAGAACCACUCGACUUAACAAAAACCACUCCACAACCUGAAGUAUUCACUACAGACUUAAAAAAAGAGGUGACGACUGCUGAGGUACCAAGUCUACUGGAAUUAAGAACUAACACAGCAGAACCUGAAGCAUUCAGUAAAAACAUAACAACAGACAAAAAAAUUACUAAUGUAACACAACCACUGGAAAUAAUAUCUACGACACAACAACCUGAAGCAUUCAGUAAAAACUUAAAAUAUGACAACAAAACUACUGAGGUAACAGAAACACUGGAAUUAACAACUACCACACCACAACCUGAAGCAUUCAGUACAUCCAUAAUAACUGACAAGAAAACUACUGAGGUAACAGAACCACUGGAAUUAAGAACGACCACACCACAGCCUGAGGCAUUAACUACAAACCUAACAACUCAGACCGUCAUUUUUGAAGUUCACAAUCUACUGGAAUUAACAGCCACUAAACCACAACUUGAAUCAUUCUCUACAAACCUAAUAUCUGAGACCAAACCUACUGAAGUACUACAACCACUGGAAUUCACAACUACCACACUACAAUCUGAAGCACUCUCUAAAAACUUAAUAAAUGAGACCACGACUGGUGAGGUAAUCAGUCUACUGAAAUUAACAACUACAACACCACAACCUGAAGUAUUCACUAAAAACAUAAUAACUGAGACCAAAAUUACUGAGGUACUAGAAACAUUGGAAUUAACAUCAACCACACCACAACCUGAAGUAUUCAAUAUAAACUUAAUAACUGAGACAACUACUGCUGAUGUACCCAGUAUACUGGAAUUAACAAACACCAGGCAACGACCUGAAGAAUUCACUACAAACUUAAUAACCAAAACCACAACUGCUGAGGUACCCAGUCUACUGGAAUUAACAACUACAACUCCACUAACUGAAGUAUUCAAUAUAAACUUAACAAAAGAGACAAACACUACUGAGGUACUAGAACAACGGGAAUUAACAACUACCAUACCACAAACAGAAGUAUUCAGUACAAGACUAAUAAAUGAGAACAAAACGACUGAUAUUCCAAGUCUCCUGGAAUUAACAACUACCACACCAAAAUAUGAAGCAUUCACUACAAACUUAAUAUAUGAGACCACGACUGCUGAUGUACCCAUACUACUGGAAUUUACAACUACCAGGCAACAACCGGAAGCACUAACUACAAACCUAAUAACUGAGGUACCCAGUCUACUGAAAUUAACAACUACCACACCACAACCUGAAUCAUUCAGAACAUUCAUAAUAACUGACAAGAAAACUACUGAGGUAACAGAACAACUGGAAUUAUCAACUGCCACAUCACAACCUGAAGCAUUAACUACAAACCAAACAACUGAGACUGUCAUUUCUGCGGUUCCCAGUCUACAGGAAUUAACAACAACCACAGCACAUUUUGAAGAAUUCACUAAAAACCAAAUAACUCAGACCAAAAUUACUGGGAUACCAGAACCAAUGGUAUUGACAAAUAAUAGACCACAACCUGAUGCAUUCAGUACAAUCCUAAAAAUUGAGAACAAAACUACUGAGGUACCCAGUCUAUUGGAAUUAACAACUAUCACACCACAACCUGAACCAUUCAAUAUAAACUUAAUAAACGAGACCACAACUACUGAGGUACCCAGUCUACUGGAAUUAACAGCCACUAAACCACAACUUGAAUCAUUCUCUACAAACCUAAUAUCUGAGACCAAAACUACUGAAGUACUACAACCACUGGAAUUCACAACUACCACACUACACUCUGAAGCACUCUCUAAAAACUUAAUAAAUAAGACCACGACUGGUGAGGUAAUCAGUCUACUGAAAUUAACAACUACAACACCACAACCUGAAGUAUUCACUAAAAACAUAAUAACUGAGACCAAAAUUACUGAGGUACUAGAAACAUUGGAAUUAACAUCAACCACACCACAACCUGAAGUAUUCAAUAUAAACUUAAUAACUGAGACAACUACUGCUGAUGUACCCAGUCUACAGGAAUUAACAAAUACCAGGCAACAACCUGAAGAAUUCACUACAAACAUAAUAACGGAGACCACGACUGCUGAGGUACCCGGUCUACUGGAAUUAACAACUACAACACCACUAACCGAAGUAUUCAAUAUAAACUUAAUAAAUAAGACAAAAAAUACUGAGCUACUAGAACCACGGGAAUUAACAACUACCAUACCACAAACGGAAGGAUUUAGUACAACACUAAUAAAUGAGAACAAAACAACUGAUUUUCCAAGUCUCCCGGAAUUAACAACUACCACACCAAAAUAUGAAGCAUUCACUACAAACUUAAUAUAUGAGACCACGAGUGCUGAUGUACCCAGUCUACUGGAAUUUACAAAUACCAGGCAACAACCUGAAGCACUAACUACAAACCUAAUAGCUGAGACUGUCAUUGCUGAGGUACCCAGUCUACUGAAAAUAACAACUACCACGCAACAACCUGAAGAAUCAACAACGAACUUAAUAACUGAGAGCAUGACUGCUGAGGUACCCAGUCUACGGGAAUUAACAACUACCACACCACAAAAAGAAGCAUUCUCUAAGAACAUAGUAACUCAGACCAGAACUACUGAAGUGUUAGAACCACUGGACUUAACAACAACCACUCCACAAGCUGAAGUAAUCACUAUAGACUUAAUAAAGGAGACCAGGACUGCUGAGGUACCCAGUCUACUGGAAUUAAGAACUACCACAGCAGAACCUGUAGCAUUCACUACAAAUUUAAUAAACGAGACCACGACUGCUAAAGUACACAGUCAACUGGAAUUAACAACUACCACACCACAAACUGAACAAUACACUACACACUUAAAAACUGAGACCACGACUGAUGAGGUACCCAGUCUACUGGGAUUAACAACUACAACACCACUACCUGUAUUCAAUGUAAACUUAAUGAAUGGGACAAAAACUACUAAGGUACUAGAAACGCUGGAAUUAACAACUACCACACCACAACCUGAAGUAUUCAGUACAUUCAUAAUAACUGACAAGAAAACUACUGAGGUAACAGAACCACUGGAAUUAACAACUACCACACCACAACCUGAUGCAUUCACUACAAACUUAAUAUAUGAGACCACGACUACUGAUGUACACAGUAUACUGGAAUUAACAAAUACCAGGCAACAACCUGAAGAAUUUACUACAAAAUUAAUAACGGAGACCACGACUGCUCAGGUACACAGUCUACUGGAAUUAACAACUACCACACCACAACCUGAAGCAUUCACUACAAACUUAAUAUAUGAGACCACGACUACUGAUGUACACAGUAUACUGGAAUUAACAAAUACCAGGCAACAACCUGAAGAAUUUACUACAAAAUUAAUAACGGAGACCACGACUGCUCAGGUACACAGUCUACUGGAAUUAACAACCACAGCACAUUUUGAAGAAUUCACUAAAAACCAAAUAACUCAGACCAAAAUUACUGAGGUACCAGAACCAAUGGUAUUGACAACUAAUAUACCACAACCUGAAGCAUUCAGUACAAUACUAAAAAUUGAGAACAAAAGUACUGAGGUACCCAGUCUACUGGAAUUAAGAACUAUCACACCACAACCUGAACCAUUCAAUAUAAACUUAAUAAACGAAACCACAACUACUGAGGUACCCAGUCUACUGGAAUUAACAACCACUAAACCACAACUUGAAUCAUUCUCUACAAACCUAAUAUCGGAGACCAAAACUACCGAAGUACUACAGCCACUGGAAUUCACAACUAUCACACUACAAUCUCAAGCACUCUCUAAAAAUUUAAUAAAUGAGACCACGACUGGUGAGGUAAUCAGUCUACUGGAAUUAACACCUACAACACCACAACCUGAAGUAUUCAGUACAUUCAUAAUAACUGACAAGAAAACUACUGAGGUACUAAAACAACGGGAAUUAACAACUACCACACCACAACCUGAAGUAUUCAGUACAUUCAUAAUAACUGACAAGAAAACUACUGAGGUACUAAAACAACGGGAAUUAACAACUACCACACCACAACCUGAAGUAUUCAGUACAUUCAUAAUAACUGACAAGAAAACUACUGAGGUACUAAAACAACGGGAAUUAACAACUACCACACCACAACCUGAAGUAUUCAGUACAUUCAUAAUAACUGACAAGAAAACUACUGAGGUACUAAAACAACGGGAAUUAACAACUACCACACCACAACCUGAAGUAUUCAGUACAUUCAUAAUAACUGACAAGAAAACUACUGAGGUACUAAAACAACGGGAAUUAACAACUACCACACCACAACCUGAAGUAUUCAGUACAUUCAUAAUAACUGACAAGAAAACUACUGAGGUACUAAAACAACGGGAAUUAACAACUACCACACCACAACCUGAAGUAUUCAGUACAUUCAUAAUAACUGACAAGAAAACUACUGAGGUACUAAAACAACGGGAAUUAACAACUACCACACCACAACCUGAAGUAUUCAGUACAUUCAUAAUAACUGACAAGAAAACUACUGAGGUACUAAAACAACGGGAAUUAACAACUACCACACCACAACCUGAAGUAUUCAGUACAUUCAUAAUAACUGACAAGAAAACUACUGAGGUACUAAAACAACGGGAAUUAACAACUACCACACCACAACCUGAAGUAUUCAGUACAUUCAUAAUAACUGACAAGAAAACUACUGAGGUACUAAAACAACGGGAAUUAACAACUACCACACCACAACCUGAAGUAUUCAGUACAUUCAUAAUAACUGACAAGAAAACUACUGAGGUACUAAAACAACGGGAAUUAACAACUACCACACCACAACCUGAAGUAUUCAGUACAUUCAUAAUAACUGACAAGAAAACUACUGAGGUACUAAAACAACGGGAAUUAACAACUACCACACCACAACCUGAAGUAUUCAGUACAUUCAUAAUAACUGACAAGAAAACUACUGAGGUACUAAAACAACGGGAAUUAACAACUACCACACCACAACCUGAAGUAUUCAGUACAUUCAUAAUAACUGACAAGAAAACUACUGAGGUACUAAAACAACGGGAAUUAACAACUACCACACCACAACCUGAAGAAUUCACUAAAAACCAAAUAACUCAGACCAAAACUACUGGGGCACCAGAACCAAUGGUAUUGACUACUAAUAGAAGACAACCUGAUGCAUUCAGUACAAUCCUAAAAAUUGAGAACAAAACUACUGAGGUACCCAGUCUACUGGAAUUAACAACUACAACACCACAACCUGAAGUAUUCACUAAAAACCUAAUAACUGAGACCAAAACUACUGAGGUACCCAGUCUACUGGAAUUAACAACUACAACACCACAACCUGAAGUAUUCACUAAAAACCUAAUAACUGAGACCAAAACUACUGAGGUACCCAGUCUACUGGAAUUAACAACUACAACACCACAACCUGAAGUAUUCACUAAAAACCUAAUAACUGAGACCAAAACUACUGAGGUACCCAGUCUACUGGAAUUAACAACUACAACACCACAACCUGAAGUAUUCACUAAAAACCUAAUAACUGAGACCAAAACUACUGAGGUACCCAGUCUACUGGAAUUAACAACUACAACACCACAACCUGAAGUAUUCACUAAAAACCUAAUAACUGAGACCAAAACUACUGAGGUACCCAGUCUACUGGAAUUAACAACUACAACACCACAACCUGAAGUAUUCACUAAAAACCUAAUAACUGAGACCAAAACUACUGAGUCUCCCGGAAUUAACAACUACCACACCAAAAUAUAA